Molecule: messenger RNA, 1707 nt
Organism: Psilocybe cubensis
Lineage: Eukaryota; Fungi; Basidiomycota; Agaricomycetes; Agaricales; Agrocybaceae
Exons: 7
Coding region: 1-1707 (568 amino acids)
Biological process (GO): regulation of DNA-templated transcription
Cellular component (GO): nucleus
Molecular function (GO): DNA-binding transcription factor activity, RNA polymerase II-specific; zinc ion binding
Source: RefSeq, a predicted model, not a curated record
AUGAUCUCAGACUCCCUCAGAGGCUCAAAAGCUCCUAGCAAGGCGGCUACCAAACCACUGAAAAGAGGGAGAGCAUGCAUGAGCUGCAGAUUUUUAAAGAUUAAAUGCGAUGGCGAGAAACCUGUGUGUGGUCCUUGUCGCAAUCAUCCCAGAGAUGACGAGUGCGAAUACUCGGAUGGUCCAGGGAGGUCGAGAACGAAAACAUUAGAGGAACAGGUUUCGCGCUUGGAAGCACGGAUACUUGAACUAGAACAUCCAGACAGUUCAACACCCUCUGUUGUCCUGCACGAUCCAUAUCCAAGUCCGUUCCAGGUUGAGCGUCAUUCAAAAUCACCUCCUCUGCAUCUCCCUGAACAUCCUCCCGCAUUCGCUCCACUAUCUCCGUUUUCUCCGACUUCGACUACGUCGAGUCUUCCUUCUGGUAGGCACUGGAACAAAUUUUCAGCACUUGGGGAAAAAACUGAACUAACAGGGUCGAGUGGAUCCUCUACUUCACCAAUUCGUCAUCCGGUAGCUAUGCCAUAUCUUGGUGCCGAGGGUCAAGAAAGUGCUCUUUUAAUACGGGCCGUGCAGCAUGUCUCCACAGACUUGAUGGGUACACACCCCAACAAAGUUAUUCAUACGCUUCAGGCCGAAGUCCUUCUUGCGUAUUACUUUCUUCGAACAGGCUCGCUGUUGGAAGCAAAGUGUCGCACGGGAACAGCAAUAUCUCUAGCUUUGGGCUCAGGAUUGCAUAAAAUUCGUUCAGCCAACUUUUUGGUCCCUUCGACCAUAAGCAUUGGCUCUCAUGACCAAGCACAUUUGCUACCUCAUCCCUCUGAUGCUCUGCAAGAAGCUGAAAGGAUUAAUGGGUUUUGGGCGGUACUUGUACUCCAUAAGUUUAUCACUGUGGCUUUGGAGGUGCCAGCGCAUGUUUGUGGUGCCCUCGAAGCUCCAGGCAUGCUAAUAGAUACUCCAUGGCCCAUCGAUAUAGAUCAAUUUGAAGAGGGUAUCAUACCACCAGAAUUACAAGGUAACUCGACUGUCAGAGCCUUUUUGAACGGUUAUCUUGUCGACAAUCAUAAUGGCGAAUCUUCCACGGCCUUGGUCGCCAAAGCUGCCAUUCUCUUUCAUCGGGCAGCGCAUCUGACCGGACAAUGGUCCCCUAGUAUGCACAUUCCAUCUCUCAUUGUGGCAAUAAUUAACUCCAUGAUUUUCGAAGACAUGACACCCAGAGAUAAAGUUGCUUAUGACGCCGCUGCGAAAUCUGUGAAUACUUUGCUGGAGACCUUCCGCGCGAAACUUGGUGUUAGACCCCGCCUCAAUCCCCAAGAUCCCUCGGUUCGAACCAUUUUACUGAUUCAUGCACUCGUUGAUGCCGCGUCGAUAAAGCUGCAUUGGAUAUUCUCAUAUGCAUACCCGGAAUCAAAGCAAAUUUGUCUAUCUGCUGCCCGGAACAUAGUAAACUAUGGAGACUUCGAUCUCCAAGGUUUGACGAUAAUCAACCCGAUAAUGGGUAACUUGUGGAUGACGGCUUGCUUAGUAUUUGUCGACGAAAUCUCAAGAGCACGGCAGAUGCGAUCUGGAUGGCCGGAACAUGCAUCAGUCGAAGAAGAGUUGAUGGAAAGUUAUCGUAGUGGUCUUAAGGCUAUGAGCCUAUUUUCACAAGAUAGCGUUCUGAUGCGUUAUCAGCUAACUAAAGUUCAGGAAGCAUUUGAAGUUAUUUGA